AAUUGUGAUCAUGGCUGCUGAGUCUGAUGUUCUACACUUCCAGUUUGAACAGCAGGGAGAUAUGGUCUUGCAGAAAAUGAAUCUCUUGAGACAACAGAAUUUAUUUUGUGAUGUAUCAAUUUAUAUUAAUGAUACUGAGUUCCAAGGGCACAAGGUGAUUUUGGCUGCUUGCUCCACUUUCAUGAGAGAUCAGUUUUUACUCACACAGUCAAAACAUGUCAGAAUCACCAUUCUGCAGAUUACUGAAGUUGGCAGAAAAUUGUUGCUCUCUUGCUACACCGGAGCACUUGAAGUUAAAAGGAAAGAGCUUUUAAAAUAUUUGACAGCUGCCAGUUACCUCCAAAUGGUUCACAUUGUGCAAAAGUGCACAGAAGCUUUAUCAAAGUAUCUGGAAGUUGAUCUUUCUAUGAAAAAUAACCAACAAUACACUGACCUGUGUCAAUCUUCUGAUCCAGAUGUUAAGAAUGAAGAAGAAAAUUCUGAUAAAGACUGGGAGAUCAUAGAAAUUUCAGAAGAUAGUCCUGUAAACAUGGAUUUCCAUGUUAAAGAAGAGGAAAGCAAUGCUUUACAGUCUAUGGUAGAGAGCUUGACAUCAGAGGGAAAGGAAAUAAACUCACCAGAUCUCUCGACGGAAGAUACAGGUUUUAAAGAGAAUGAAAUUUGUAUCCUUCAUGUAGAAUCUAUCAGUACAGCUGGUAUAGAAAAUGGACAAUUUUCACAGCCUUGUACCUCAUCAAAUGCAAGCAUGUAUUUCUCUGAAACACAACAUUCAUUGAUCAAUUCUACAGUUGAGAGCAGAGUGGCAGAAGUUCCUGGGAAUCAAGAUCAGAGGUUAUUUUGUGAGAAUACCGAUGCACAUCCUGGUACAGUGAAUGAGACUCAGAAUCUGCAUGAAAGUUUCUCACUGAGGCACCAAUGUCCCAGGUGUCCUAGGGACUUUCUUCAUGGUGAAAACUAUCUUCACCACCUCAAGAUGUAUAAACUGUUUUUAUGCUUACAGUGUGGGAAAACAUUUACACAGAAGAAAAAUCUCAACCGGCACAUUCGAGGACACAUGGGCAUACGGCCCUUUCAGUGUAGCAUGUGCUUGAAGACUUUUACUGCUAAAAGUACACUUCAGGACCAUUUGAACAUACACAGUGGAGAUCGGCCAUAUAAAUGCCACUGUUGUGAUAUGGAUUUCAAGCACAAGUCUGCUCUCAAAAAGCAUUUAACCUCUGUUCAUGGCAGAAGUGGUGGUGAAAAACUGCCUAGGCCUGAUCUCAAAAGGCAGAAUGUUUUAUAAUUGAAAUCAGACUUG
Messenger RNA from Jaculus jaculus (lesser Egyptian jerboa), 1300 nucleotides. Its product is annotated as zinc finger and BTB domain-containing protein 6-like. Gene Ontology annotation, molecular function: DNA-binding transcription factor activity, RNA polymerase II-specific; protein binding; RNA polymerase II cis-regulatory region sequence-specific DNA binding. The transcript has 2 exons. The coding region runs from base 11 to 1285 and encodes 424 amino acids. The record is from RefSeq and is a predicted model, not a curated record. Lineage: Eukaryota; Metazoa; Chordata; Mammalia; Rodentia; Dipodidae. Gene Ontology annotation, biological process: regulation of transcription by RNA polymerase II.